This is a messenger RNA of Peromyscus maniculatus bairdii (prairie deer mouse), 2776 nucleotides long. NCBI's taxonomy places the organism in Eukaryota, Metazoa, Chordata, Mammalia, Rodentia, Cricetidae. The record is from RefSeq and is a predicted model, not a curated record.
UUUGUGCCUUUAAAGCCAGAAGCAAAAGUGGACCAAGAAACCUUAACAGAAAUGGUGAAACCUAGUAUUGAUUAUGUGCGCCACAAAAAAUUCCGAUCUGGAAACUACCCAUCUUCAUUAAGCAAUGAAACAGACCGAUUGGUCCACUGGUGCCACGGUGCUCCAGGAGUCAUCCACAUGCUCUUACAGGCGUAUCAGGUUUUUAAGGAGGAAAAAUACUUGAAAGAGGCCAUGGAGUGCAGUGAUGUGAUUUGGCAGCGAGGUCUGCUCCGGAAAGGCUAUGGAAUCUGCCACGGAACCUCUGGAAAUGGUUAUUCCUUUUUGACCCUUUACCACCUUACGCAAGAUAAGAAGUACCUCUAUCGAGCCUGUAAGUUUGCAGAGUGGUGUCUAGAUUAUGGAGCACAUGGGUGUCGCAUUCCUGACAGACCUUAUUCCCUCUUUGAAGGUAUGGCUGGUGCUGUUCACUUUCUCUCUGAUAUCUUGGUACCAGAGACGUCACGGUUUCCAGCAUUUGAACUUGGCUUUUUGCAGAAGGAUUAAAAAGGUGCAAAAAGACAACUUACAUACCCGUUGGACCAAAAGCCACCUGACUGAUUAGUGCCUGACACAGAACCUACUGUAAAUCCUAAUAAAGGAAGGGAAAAAAAGGGCAAAAACCUCCACAAGCCCCUUUUGUUGCAAAGACCCCCAAAUUAGAGCAUGAGUGAUAGAAACCACAUCAUCAGCAUUUUGUGACAGCGUUUCCCUUAAUGGUGAAGUAUGAAUUCCUCAUAUCUAGGCUCCCUGUAGUGUGCAUGUUUCUUGGUGCUUGUCUGUAGAUGUAAAUUGACUAAAUAGAAGAGCCACACUCGUCACAUGAACUCUUAGCUGAGCAUGUGUGAGUGUUUAAGGUGACAGCCACGCAUUUUUGUAUAUAGUAUCUAAAGUAGGGUGUCAUCUCUAUCAACAAAGAAACAGUUGUGUGAUGUCUCUUAUUAAACAUCAGCUAGCAAAUCUAGAUACCCUGUGAGAAUACUGCGUUAGCAUUUUCCGUGGGCAGUCUUCAGAAGAGCAUGAGUUAAAGAUAGUUUCCUGGACCAGAAGGAAAGUGGGCAAGUCAGCAUGCAUUGCAGAGCUUGGGAGGCCACAGUUGACACCGCUCCCCUCUUUGUGUCUUGUGGUCAGCACAGCUAGUGACUAAAUAUUAGCAGUUCUCAGACAUCCACCCAGAUACAUUGAAACAGGCUCCACCUGUUAGCAGUAUAGCUUAUUACUGUAUAAAACAGAGUAGAUACAAUGCCAGCCGGAUCCAUCCAUAUCCCUUCAAAAAUUUAUUUCACAUUUUGGUAAAGUCUGAAUUUAAAAAUAAUACAUUCCUUAUUUUUCAUACAAAUUGAGGUGAUAAAAUAAAUUCUAGGCUGAAUUUAUACACAUAAGGAACAAAAUAUUCUAACCAAGACAAUUAUUAACUAGGUGAUUUUUUAAAUUAUUUUUAAGGACAUUAAGCUGGAAUCACAUAUGGUUAGUAAUGCUGUCACAUAAUUUUCCGAGUUUGAUGGUUGUUCAUGAUACGAGUGGGCUAGGUUUCCUAAGCGUGUUUUGUUGUGGAGAUACUGUCAUAAGAGACAAAGCAGAAUGGUGUAAUCGUCUGGACCUCAGCACUUCCUUGGUGUUAGCCCUAGUUUUUACUCCUCUUAUAAAGCAGGAAGAAUGGAGGGCGUCUGAAAGAGAAGGCUUCUUCGUGCAUAGAUCAUUUUGAGUGUUGAACCUUGCUUGUGGGGUACCCUAAACAUCUGGCCUUCAGUUUCUAAGUGAUGCCUCAUAAGUCUCUUCAUUACAGGUACUCUUGAUUCUGAGUCAUGACUAUUCUCUUUCACCUUGGGUUGAUUACUUCUAUGUGUAUAAAUCCCCAAGAUUAUCCUUUAACUCACUUCCUGAGCCUGAUAGCGGGCUUCUCAGGGCUGUCCAACACCUCAUUACCUGAAGGCAGGGCAAACCAUCCCAAACAGGCUAAAGGGAAGCCAUUCUGCAGAACAUUCUGUAGACCUCAUGUGUUGUCUGGUCUCAUCUGAACCGUACAUUUUUCAUCCUCUUGCCCAUUUUAUCAAAAAUAACACACGGCAGAGCUAAUCUUUGAGAUCCUGAUUGUUAUUUCUUGAAGGCAGCUCCUGGGGCUGUGCAGGAAGCCCUUUUCUGACUCCAGGUGGCAGCUGGUAGGGCUCUGGCUUUGGCCAAGGGCCCUGGGCAGCAGUAGCAGUGGAGACUGCCCCCUUAUGUUCACUCAUACCUGUGUGACAAAUGCUCGUCUCUUUCUGACCAACAUGCUGAGGGACAAACAAAAUUCCCAUAGGAUGAAUGGGGAAGGUUUUGCUGACAGAUUUCCUUUCAGACUGGUGGAUUGCCACCUUCCUGCUCACCACUGUGUAUCAACAGACGUGCAUCUUAGCGGGUCUGCAUGGACUUCCUUCCUCAGACCCACUGCAUGAGCUGCUGUACUACAAAAUCUGCAGCCCCCAUCCCAUGAGGCAAAGGAGAAAUGGUGCGUGGGCCAGGAUUGAGGGGUCACGUAAGACCAUUUGAGAGUUAUAAAGGUUUGAAAUCAAAUUUAAGAACAUCUCACUUUUGUUUCCAGGCCUAUUUCAUGUCAACAACUGUAUUCUUCUAAAUGUGUUGAAAAUUUAAAAAUAAUGUACACACAGAAUACCAUUUUGAAAUCUGGAGGGAAAAAGUUAAUGUCCACAAAGUGUUUGGGGUUCUUUGGUUUUGUUAAUAAAAGACAGUUUUGUGGUGAUGA